Phasianus colchicus (ring-necked pheasant) is the source of this 7042-nucleotide messenger RNA. RefSeq names its product LDL receptor related protein 5 (gene LRP5). Gene Ontology annotation, biological process: canonical Wnt signaling pathway; nervous system development. NCBI's taxonomy places the organism in Eukaryota, Metazoa, Chordata, Aves, Galliformes, Phasianidae. The record is from RefSeq and is a predicted model, not a curated record. Gene Ontology annotation, molecular function: Wnt receptor activity; Wnt-protein binding.
GCAGUGCCAGGAAGUCUUCCAUAACCUCAGGCCUCGAUUGUGCUGUGCUUACUUUCAUAGGGAGCAGCAGUCUGAACCAGCAAGGUGGAUAAAAGAGGGAAAUGCUACCAUUAUCAAGAGGCUGAAUAUGAGCAAUUGGUGUUGAAGAAGCCACUGAGUGCUGCCUAUAGAGUCUGGCGGAUGGCCCAAGCUUUCUGAAGCAUGUUCUGAUGAGUCCAUGACCUCACCCACCCCUUGCUAAAGUUUCUUUAGAUGUCUUCCUGGGAGCUUGGAGACUGCCCCCUAUCUGUUAAUUGGAGGAGGAAGGGGAUUGCCAAGCAAGAACAUCACACUCUGAAAAUAAAUUUUCAUUCAAGCUCUGUGCUACUGCAAAGACUGAACUUUCACAUGCUAUGAAGCUCUGUGGGCUACGCCUUUGAAUAGUCCUCCAUCACAGCAAAGGUUGGUGUGGGGCUCUGAGCAGUCAUCAGCAGAUCUUCUCAAUCUCAAUAACUCUCCUUACAGCAGGUACUUUCCUUUGAAAAAUGCUGGUCUCUGUUGAAAUCUCUCAGUCAGCAUCAUCUUUAUCUCUUCAUACAAAGUUUUGCUGUUAGUAUUUCACAGUGGCUCUGAUAUGGGCUCUGGUUUAUUGCGGAACUUCUAUCAAGGAAGAUCAGCUGCUGUCUUUUCCAUCUUGAAGAACACUGAGAUUUCUCCAGAUUUAAAAUGUCACCUGGAAUCAGCCCUCUUUAAAAUUAGCAUUCUUUAUGUAUUUAAUAAGCAGCAAGGUAGAGCAGCUUUAUUUUCCUUUGUGGGUUGGCAUGAAGGUCAGCACUAUAAACCUUCUGUAACUCCUGAACACUAUCCCAACAUUAAACGCUUCUUGGGAAAGGAGGAAAUCUAAGGGAAGCUGCACCUGGUAACCAUCAGGUCCCAAAAGAAUUCCUGAGCUUUUGGCUCCACUUCUUGAGAUGGGCAGGGGUCCAUGGGGCUCCAAGAAGAAAGCCAUGGCUGCAGAACCCGCAGCGAGGCAGAUCUAUUAGGACAUGGCCACUGUCUGGGGAACCUCUGAAAAGAAAGCAACUUUUAAACACCUAUUGGCUAAGUGCUUGCAUGUGAUUUACAGCUUGAUUGUGAUUUACAAGGGAAUGCCUUGUCGAUUCCACCUGUGUACAGACUGUAGCAACUUUAUUUCCUAUGGUAAAUUUGGUGUUGGCACAAGGGAAAAUGGAGGCUCCAAGGGAAAUCCUUGACUCUAUCCCUGCUGCUGAGGCGUUUGUGGUAGCUGGGUGUCUGGGAUGUCUGGGGGGCAGCAGCACAGUUCAGCUCCUGGUGUGGCAUCUAAGGCCUCGUGUUACAGAGCAGCUUCUGCCCAUUUCUCACUGGUAAUGUAUUUAUAUCAACAGGCAGCAUGUUUGAUGGGGAAAAAGCAAACGAACUGCUGCCAAAAAGUGACUUUCUUUGCGAUGGAGACACAGAGUGUUGUGAGAAAGCACUCGUGUCGCUGGGAAGAGGGAGGUGAAGGAAAACCCCCACCUCGGAAGAAAACAGCUGCCCUUCUUCGUGGAUGAAACAGCAGGUAUGGGCACACGCAGAGCAGAUGCACAAGUAGUUUGUAAACAGACAGUGAGCGCUUUGCCCCUUCUCGUGUCCCCCUCGCGCCCUGGCUGGCUGCUCCAGGAACAGAAGGAAGAAAACCCAAACGCUAAAAGCCAACAAACGAACGUCUCCAGAAAGCCCGAGGAGCCCCGAGCCGAGCCGCCGCUCCCCGCCAGGUGCACGGCGCGGGCCUGUGCGGGCGCACGGCUCCUCCCCGGGCCGCGGCGCGAGCGGGAGAAUCCCAGCCCCCUUCAGGGAGGCAGGAGCGGUGGGGGCAGGCGGAGGAGGAGGAGGAGGGCCGGGCGCGGCGCCUCCCCCUUCCCGCCUCCCUCCCCGCCGAGCGCAGCGCCCCGAGCAUGGAACCUGCCUGAGACGCUCGGCGGGCUCCGCUCCGGCAGCUGCUGCUGCGGCACAACAUGGAGGCGGCGCCGCCGCUCCUGCUGCUGCUGCGGCUCCUGGCCGCCUCGGUGCUGCGCUGCGAGCCGGGCUCGGCCGGGGCGUCUCCCUUCCUGCUUUUUGCCAACCGUCGGGAUGUUCGACUCGUGGAUGCUGGAGGCACAAAGUUGGAGUCCACUGUGGUGGUCAGUGGUUUAGAGGAUGCUGCUGCGGUUGACUUCCAGUAUUCGCAAGGCAUCGUUUUCUGGACAGAUGUGAGCGAAGAAGCCAUCAAGCAAACUUACAUUAACCAAACUGGGAAUGUGGUGCAGAAUGUCAUCAUUUCUGGUCUGGUUUCCCCGGAUGGCCUGGCAUGUGAUUGGAUUGGGAAAAAACUUUAUUGGACAGAUUCAGAAACCAAUAGGAUAGAAGUCGCUAAUCUCAAUGGAACAUCUAGAAAAGUCCUCUUCUGGCAAGACCUUGAUCAGCCCAGGGCAAUAGCUUUGGAUCCAGCUCAUGGAUACAUGUAUUGGACUGACUGGGGUGAAACACCCAGAAUAGAACGGGCAGGAAUGGACAGCAGCACACGGAAAAUAAUUGUUGAUUCAGAUAUCUAUUGGCCAAAUGGACUCACAAUAGAUCUUGAUGAGCAGAAACUUUACUGGGCUGAUGCAAAAUUGAGUUUUAUUCAUAGAGCAAAUCUGGAUGGCUCCUUUAGGCAAAAGGUUGUUGAAGGAAGUCUUACUCAUCCAUUUGCGUUGACGUUGUCUGGGGACACUUUGUAUUGGACAGACUGGCAGACACGUUCCAUUCAUGCCUGUAACAAACGGACGGGAGAGAAGAGGAGGGAAAUAUUAUCAGCUCUCUAUUCACCCAUGGACAUCCAGGUCUUAAGUCCAGACCGGCAGCCCUACUUUCACACUCCGUGUGAAGAAAGCAAUGGUGGUUGCUCCCAUCUGUGCCUGCUAUCACCAAGAGACCCCUUCUAUAGCUGUGCCUGUCCCACUGGUGUGCAGCUAGAAGAUGAUGGCAGGACAUGCAAAUCAGGUGCUGAAGAAGUGUUGCUGCUUGCUAGGAGGACUGACUUGAGAAGGAUUUCCUUGGACAUGCCAGACUUCACUGACAUUAUUCUGCAGAUAGACAAUAUCAGGCAUGCAAUUGCCAUAGACUAUGAUCCUGUGGAAGGCUACAUCUACUGGACUGAUGAUGAUGUUCGGGCAAUUCGUCGGGCGUACCUUGAUGGCUCUGGAGCACAGACUCUGGUAACCACAGAAAUCAACCAUCCAGAUGGAAUUGCUGUAGACUGGGUGGCAAGGAACCUGUACUGGACUGAUACUGGAACAGACCGCAUUGAAGUGACCCGUUUGAAUGGGACGUCGAGAAAGAUCCUUAUAUCAGAAAAUCUAGAUGAACCUCGUGCAAUCGUGCUCAAUCCUGUGAUGGGCUACAUGUAUUGGACAGACUGGGGUGAAAGUCCAAAGAUAGAAUGUGCUUAUUUGGAUGGAUCAGAGAGGAGAGUUCUGGUGAAUACGUCCCUGGGUUGGCCUAAUGGCUUGGCACUGGAUCUGGAAGAGGACAAACUUUACUGGGGAGAUGCAAAAACAGAUAAAAUUGAGGUCAUAAAUGUUGAUGGAACGAUGAGGAAAACCCUGUUAGAAGAUAAACUUCCACAUAUAUUUGGGUUCACACUGCUGGGUGAUUACAUCUACUGGACUGACUGGCAGAGGCGAAGCAUUGAAAGAGUUCACAAGAUAAGGGCUAGCAGAGACAUUAUUAUUGAUCAGCUCCCAGACUUGAUGGGCCUUAAAGCAACAAGUGUUACCAAAGUUUUUGGGACUAAUCCAUGUGCAGAGAACAACGGAGGUUGCAGCCAUCUGUGUUUCUUUACACCCCAGGAGACCAGGUGUGCCUGUCCCAUUGGCCUUGAGCUGUUGAGUGACAUGAAGACUUGCAUCAUUCCUGAAGCCUUCUUAGUUUUCACAAGCAGAGCAGCAAUUCAUAGGAUUUCCCUUGAAACCAAUAAUAAUGAUGUUGCUAUUCCUCUUACUGGAGUCAAGGAGGCAUCUGCUCUGGAUUUUGAUGUUUCUGAUAACAGAAUCUAUUGGACUGAUGUUAGUUUGAAGACCAUAAGUCGAGCUUUCAUGAAUGGGAGCUCUGUUGAACACGUGAUUGAAUUUGGGCUAGAUUACCCUGAGGGAAUGGCUGUAGACUGGAUGGGAAAGAACCUCUACUGGGCAGAUACUGGAACCAAUCGAAUUGAGGUAGCCCGCCUGGAUGGACAGUAUAGGCAGGUCCUUGUGUGGAAGGACUUGGAUAACCCAAGGUCUUUGGCUCUUGAUCCUACCAAAGGAUACAUGUAUUGGACAGAAUGGGGAGGUAAACCUAGGAUCGUUCGAGCAUAUAUGGAUGGAACAAACAGCAUCACUUUGGUGGAUAAAGUGGGUCGUGCCAAUGACCUCACAAUUGAUUAUGCGGACCAACGGUUGUAUUGGACUGACCUAGACACCAGCAUGAUCGAAUCGUCAAAUAUGCUAGGACAAGAACGAGAAAUCAUAGCAGAUGAUCUACCUCAUCCAUUUGGAUUGACCCAGUACAGUGACUACAUCUACUGGACAGACUGGAAUCUUCACAGUAUAGAAAGAGCAGACAAGACCAGUGGGAAGAACAGGACGCUUAUUCAGGGCCAUCUGGAUUUUGUGAUGGAUAUUUUGGUCUUCCAUUCUUCACGUCAGGAUGGCUUGAAUGAUUGUGUGCAAAAUAAUGGUCAUUGUGGUCACCUGUGCCUUGCCAUACCAAAUGGAUUUAGAUGUGGCUGUGCUGCUCACUAUACCUUGGAUCCCAACAGCAGGAACUGCAGUUCUCCGACCAGUUUCCUGUUGUUUAGCCAGAAGUCUGCCAUCAGCCGAAUGAUACCUGAUGAUCAGCAGAGUCCAGAUAUCAUCCUGCCUAUGCAUGGUCUAAGGAAUGUGAAGGCUAUUGAUUAUGAUCCCUUAGAUAAAUUGAUUUACUGGGUAGAUGGGCGUCAGAAUAUUAUAAAAAGAGCCAAAGAUGAUGGCACUCAGCCUUUUACUGUCAUGAGCUCUCCAAACCAAAGCCAGAACCCAGAGAAGCAGCCACAUGACCUCAGCAUUGAUAUAUACAGCCAUACCUUAUACUGGACCUGUGAGGCCACAAACUCCGUCAACGUUCACAGGCUGAACGGCGAGUCAAUAGGGAUGGUGCUGCGAGGCGACCACGACAAGCCCAGAGCCAUUGUAGUGAAUGCAGAGCGGGGGUACAUGUAUUUCACCAACAUGCAAGAGAGAGCUCCCAAGAUUGAGCGUGCAGCCCUUGAUGGCACAGAGAGGGAAGUGCUUUUCACAACUGGGUUGAUCCGACCAGUAGCACUGGUGAUUGACAACAAACUCGGAAAGCUUUUCUGGGUGGAUGCAGAUCUGAAGCGCAUCGAAAGCUGUGACUUGUCAGGUGCUAACCGUGUGACUCUGGAGGACUCCAACAUCCUUCAGCCAAUGGGCCUGACUGUGCUGGGAAAUCACCUGUACUGGAUUGAUCGGCAGCAGCAGAUGAUUGAGAGAGUGGAGAAAACUAAUGGGUACAAAAGGACUAGAAUUCAAGGCCGAAUUGCUCACCUAACAGGCAUUCAUGCUGUGGAAGAACUUGACAUGGAGGAAUUCUCUGCACAUCCGUGCUCCCGUGACAAUGGUGGGUGCUCACACAUCUGCAUUGCCAAAGGGGAUGGGACUCCAAGAUGUUCGUGCCCAGAGCACCUUGUGCUUCUGCAGAAUCUCUUAACAUGUGGAGAACCUCCAACUUGUUCCCCAGACCAGUUUACCUGUGCAACUGGAGAGAUUGACUGUAUCCCAAUGGCAUGGCGGUGUGAUGGAUUCCCAGAGUGUGAUGACCAGAGUGAUGAGGAUAGUUGCCCAAUAUGCUCUGCAUCUCAAUUCCAGUGUGAGAAGGGACAAUGUAUUGACGCACAUCUGAGGUGUAAUGGAGAAAUUGACUGCCAAGAUAAAUCUGAUGAAGUGGAUUGUGAUACAAUUUGUCUUCUCAAUCAGUUCCGGUGUGCCAGUGGCCAGUGCAUCCUCCUGAAGCAACAGUGUGACUCCUUUCCAGAUUGCAUUGACGGCUCAGAUGAGCUCAUGUGUGAAAAAUCAAAGCCAUCCUCAGAUGAACCUCAGCCCCACAGCAGUGCCAUCGGUCCCGUCAUUGGAAUAAUACUUUCCCUUUUUGUCAUGGGAGGAAUGUACUUUGUUUGCCAGCGAGUGGUGUGUCAGCGCUACGCCGGGCCCAACAGCCCCUUUCCACAUGAGUAUGUCAGUGGCACACCUCAUGUCCCCCUUAAUUUUAUUGCUCCAGGAAGUUCUCAGCAUGGCACUUUUACUGGCAUCUCUUGUGGAAAGUCUAUGAUUAGCUCCAUGAGCCUCAUGGGAGGGAGCAGUGGUGCCCCCUUAUAUGACAGAAACCAUGUUACUGGAGCCUCUUCUAGUAGCUCAUCCAGCACUAAAGCCACUUUCUACCCACAGAUCUUGAACCCGCCUCCAUCCCCAGCUACUGAUCGCUCCCUGUAUAAUGCAGAGAUGUUUUAUUCUUCAAACAUUCCUUCAACCACAAGAUCUUACAGGCCUUACCUUAUACGAGGGACAGCUCCACCCACAACCCCGUGCAGCACAGAUGUUUGUGACAGUGACUAUACUACUAGUCGAUGGAAAGCCAACAAAUACUAUAUAGAUUUAAAUUCAGACUCAGACCCUUACCCCCCUCCACCCACACCUCGCAGCCAGUACAUGUCGGCAGAAGAAAGUUGCCCUCCAUCUCCUGCCACAGAACGAAGCUAUUUUCACCUCUACCCACCUCCACCCUCUCCUUGUACAGACUCCUCAUGACCUCAACAGAAGGAACUUUCCCUGUAAAUAUUUUUAAAUAUGAACAGAUUUUAAAUAUAUAUUUUAUGAUUUAAAGAUUAAAAAAAGGGUGGGAAUUAAAAAGGAAAAAAAAAAAAGAAAUGUGAAUAAAAAUGUUGGGUGGGACGGGGCUGUGAAAAUUGUACAAAGGAAGAAUAUUUAUAAAAUUGAUUUUUUUAACUUAA